Messenger RNA from Symphalangus syndactylus (siamang), 3445 nucleotides. RefSeq names its product intraflagellar transport 70A (gene IFT70A). The record is from RefSeq and is a predicted model, not a curated record. Gene Ontology annotation, cellular component: axonemal microtubule; intraciliary transport particle B. Gene Ontology annotation, molecular function: intraciliary transport particle B binding; protein binding. Gene Ontology annotation, biological process: intraciliary transport. Lineage: Eukaryota; Metazoa; Chordata; Mammalia; Primates; Hylobatidae.
GCGCCACAGGAACGAUGCAUGCCGGGACGGGGAGUUUCAGUCUCUGAACGGCCCGGAGUGUCGUCUUUCCCCUUCUGACUGCCGCCACUCCGCAGUCCAGAAUAUUUGAAGAUCAAACCGAACUUGAGAGACUAAUGAGAAUGGUCCCUUUUUAUUCCUAACAGAUUCCUUCCGUGGCAAAGUAACCGGUCGUCUUCCGUUUCCGGUUGCCCUGUUGCCGUGGUAACCACACGCAUAACAGCUGUGGUGGUUAUGGCUGGCCUGAGCGGCGCGCAGAUCCCGGACGGGGAGUUUACCGCGGUAGUGUACCGGCUCAUCCGCGAUGCCCGCUACGCCGAGGCGGUGCAGCUGCUGGGCCGAGAGCUGCAGCGGAGCCCUAGGAGCCGCGCCGGCCUGUCGCUGCUAGGCUACUGCUACUACCGCCUGCAGGAGUUCGCGCUGGCGGCCGAGUGCUAUGAGCAGCUGGGCCAGCUGCACCCGGAACUGGAGCAGUACCGCCUGUACCAGGCCCAGGCCCUGUACAAGGCCUGCCUUUAUCCGGAGGCCACUCGGGUUGCCUUCUUUCUCCUGGAUAACCCCGCCUACCACAGCCGGGUCCUCCGCCUGCAAGCUGCCAUCAAGUAUAGCGAGGGCGAUCUGCCAGGGUGCAGGAGCCUGGUGGAGCAGCUGCUGAGUGGGGAAGGGGGAGAAGAAAGUGGAGGCGAGAAUGAGACCGAUGGCCAGGUCAACCUGGGUUGUUUGCUCUACAAGGAGGGACAGUAUGAAGCUGCAUGCUCCAAGUUUUCUGCCGCACUGCAGGCCUCAGGCUACCAGCCUGACCUUUCCUACAACCUGGCUUUGGCCUAUUACAGCAGCCGACAGUAUGCCUCAGCGCUGAAGCAUAUCGCUGAGAUUAUUGAGCGUGGCAUCCGCCAGCACCCUGAGCUAGGUGUGGGCAUGACCACCGAGGGCUUUGAUGUUCGCAGUGUUGGCAACACCUUAGUCCUCCAUCAGACUGCUCUGGUGGAAGCCUUCAACCUUAAGGCAGCCAUAGAAUACCAACUGAGAAACUAUGAGGUAGCUCAAGAAACCCUCACUGACAUGCCACCCAGGGCAGAGGAAGAGUUGGACCCUGUGACCCUACACAACCAGGCACUAAUGAACAUGGAUACCAGGCCUACAGAAGGGUUUGAAAAGCUACAGUUUUUGCUCCAACAGAAUCCCUUUCCUCCAGAGACUUUUGGCAACCUGUUGCUGCUCUACUGUAAAUAUGAGUAUUUUGACCUAGCAGCAGAUGUCCUGGCAGAAAAUGCCCAUUUGACGUAUAAGUUCCUCACACACUAUCUUUAUGACUUCUUGGACGCCGUGAUCACUUGCCAGACAGCUCCUGAAGAGGCUUUCGUUAAGCUUGAUGGGCUAGCAGGGAUGCUGACUGAGCAGCUUCGGAGACUCACCAAGCAAGUACAGGAAGCAAGACACAAUAGAGAUGAUGAAGCUAUCAAAAAGGCAGUGAAUGAAUAUGAUGAAACCAUGGAGAAAUAUAUUCCUGUGUUGAUGGCUCAGGCAAAAAUCUACUGGAAUCUUGAAAAUUAUCCAAUGGUGGAAAAGAUCUUCCGCAAAUCUGUGGAAUUCUGUAACGACCAUGAUGUGUGGAAGUUGAAUGUGGCUCAUGUUCUGUUCAUGCAGGAAAACAAAUACAAAGAAGCCAUUGGUUUUUAUGAACCCAUAGUCAAGAAGCAUUAUGAUAACAUCCUGAAUGUCAGUGCUAUUGUACUGGCUAAUCUCUGUGUUUCCUAUAUUAUGACAAGUCAAAAUGAAGAAGCAGAGGAGUUGAUGAGGAAGAUUGAAAAGGAGGAAGAGCAGCUCUCUUAUGAUGACCCAAAUAGGAAAAUGUACCAUCUCUGCAUUGUGAAUUUGGUGAUAGGAACUCUUUAUUGUGCCAAAGGAAACUAUGAGUUUGGUAUUUCUCGAGUUAUCAAAAGCUUGGAGCCUUAUAAUAAAAAGCUGGGAACAGAUACCUGGUAUUAUGCCAAAAGAUGCUUCCUGUCCUUGUUAGAAAACAUGUCAAAACACAUGAUAGUCAUUCAUGACAGUGUUAUUCAAGAAUGUGUCCAGUUUUUAAGACACUGUGAACUUUAUGGCACAAACAUACCUGCUGUUAUUGAACAACCCCUGGAAGAAGAAAGAAUGCAUGUUGGGAAGAAUACAGUCACAGAUGAGUCCAGACAAUUGAAAGCUUUGAUUUAUGAGAUUAUAGGAUGGAAUAAGUAGUUAUGGCUGAUAGUGGCUUUUUUCAAAAUGGCUUUCUUACCUAUCACACUUUUUUAUCUGUAUUUAGCCUUGGCAUCUUUAUAUUUGUCUUAUUUUGAAUCUUAUCCACUUUAUAAGUGGAUAAGAUUCAAGUUUAUGUUUGAGCAACUUUUUCAUUUAAUCCAGAAGAGUAGGGACUAUGCAGUGUAAGCUGCAUCACUUCUGCUUUCUUCCUACUAGUGACAAUCAUCUGGUCUUGCUCUCAAGCAACAAUUGCUAGAGUAACAUCUUUGUAUAAGCAAGUAACCCCAGAUAGAGUUGACGUUUCAGCUUUGGACUGUCAAAAGGGUAUGUCGUGGGCCAGAGCACUGUUAGUAUGGGUAUGUUUGCAUUUGGUCACUGAUAUGUAAAUGAUUGCUAGCCCACGGCUGGACCACUUCUCAAUCAGCAAAUAAAGCCAUGUCUAUUUUGCUAUCUCAGGAUAGACUAUGCUGUCUAAUAAAUCUAAUUCUUAACUCUAUUUCUCCAGUUUUUUAGUCCUUUAACUUUCUGGAUUGCAACAAAGUCUAGUUUAGACCUUCCCUAAGCACUUUUAGAAGUACAAGUAUAUGGGAAUUUCUUUUCUUGGUUCUUUUCAGGUUAUGAGGUUUGGUCAGUGACAUAAUAUUUUUUCAUAAUUUGGUUGAUUGGUUGCUUCUUAAGUUUUAUAAUAAACGUUUUUCUUCAUGUUCUAUUUUUGAUUUUACAGAAAUGAUUUUGCCUUCUUGUGGAUACUGACAUAUAUUAAGUGUGGAAGCUUAUUAAUAUUUUCAGUUUUUUAAAAACUGAAAUUUUUAAUUUUUACUUUUUAAUUUUUUAGGAAAAAAUAAGCACUGAACUGAGAAUGAGAAGACUAAAAGUAUGAGUUCCAUACCUUCUAAUUUUAGGCUUUCAGAAAUUCCUUUAUUCUUUGGGGUUUCAUAAUCAUUUGAGCUAUCAGAAGCCUUUACAAUUACUUUUGGCUGUAACAUCUGAUUCCGUAUAGAAAAAAAUUGCCUUUCUUUUUUGUGACCUGGAUAUAUAAGCAAAUCAGCCAGGAAAUAUAUGAUUGUAUUUUAUAUUAAUGUUUUCUAGGAUUUUGGCUUACAGUAAAUGUUAACCCCUGUGGUGAUUGUUAUUGUUGGAUGUUAUACUGAUUAUUAAUAAGAAAUUUGGAUUUUUGCCUUUUUACCUGGAA